AUGACCCAUCUGGCCAAACAAGUACUUUGCAGGAUGGAGGACCUACUCAAUAUGCCGACCCCGUUCCCAUGUACCUUCAAAGGCGAGCUCCGGGAACUCAAGUCCGCCGUCCUCAUCAUUCAAAGGGUUCUCCACGACGCCGAGGUGCGGCUGGUCUGCACCCAUCAGUUCAGGGACUUGGUGGAGAAGGUGGCGGUUGUGAUAUAUGAUGUCGAUGACUUCCUCGACGAAUUUUUCUCCGAGGCUCACGCCUCAGCGAUGAAAGACUGCGAGACGACUACUUGCUGGAGCGCGGCAUGUUUCUUGGUCAGCUCCUUCCCCGCGUUGUUGUAUGGCAUCAAAAUGGGCCGUGCUAUCAAGGGUAUCAGGGAGAAGUUGCGUUAUCUGGAGAGAGAUUGGCCCUUGUUCAUGUGGGAAGUUCUUCGCGAGAAACCACCACCGUCUGUUGCUCUUCCCUCGGGAGCGGUGGACGACGAGAUAGUUAUAAUCAGGAGACGAGUAGAAGAACAAGCAAUCACUGAUAAACUAAUGGAUGUCGUCGAUUGCGAAGAAGCUGCUGACAUUUCCGUUGUUAGCAUCGUUGGCAAGAGCUUACGGGGGAAGACCACUCUCGCUAAGCUCGUUUCUGAAGACGAGCAAGUGAAGAACCGGUUUGGGAGAUCAAUUUGGGUGAACGUUUCAGCCCGUCUCAACGCCAGAGAUAUUCUGACAAAGAUGUUGCAGUCCAUAACCGGCCAAGGCCAUGCUGGGCUUCGGUUAGCUGAUCUGGAAGUUCUGCUCCACGAAGAAAUAGGCGGUCGACCGUUCUUGCUCGUGUUAGAUGAUGUGUGGGGGGAGGGAGUCGAAACCUGGAAGAAGCUAGGACAGCAUUUGAUGGCAGCUGGUGGUGCAGGUGCUGCUGGCAGCAAAUUAUUGGUGACCACCCGGAGCAGCAAUGUGGCAGAGAUCGCAAGUCAAGCAAUGGCUGCGACACCAUACUUCUUGAAAGGCUUGACACCCCACGAGAGUGUUGAAUUUUUGAUGAGGAAGGCACUUCUUCUUCAUGGAGAACGCGCACAAACCGAGCAAGUUGAAGGAAUGGCGGAAGAGAUAGCCAAACUAUGCAGUUGGGUUCCUCUUGCCAUUCGGGAGAUGGCCACCUUAUUAAGUUUGAAAGAUCCAGAAAAAGAGUGGCCGUCGAUUAUACGAGCCCUCCAGAGCGACUAUAGGGAAGAAGAUGAUGGAAUGUCCGCAAUCCUCCAGUUAUGUUUCAAUUCUAUUCCUUCCCAUCUUAAGCUUUGCCUUUCUUGCUGCUCUUUGUUUCGAAGGGGUCAUGUAUUUGAUAUUCAGAGUUUGACUCAACUUUGGGAAGCACAAGGGUAUGUUAACCAGUCCGGAGAAGAAGGCCCCGGAGGUAUGCAGCAAGGUUUUCAGUGUUUCGAGAUGUUAAACAAGAGGUCAUUCUUCCACGAUGUAGAGAUGGAUGAGUUUGGGAAUUUGGCAACAUGCAGACUGUACAAUUGGGUGUAUGAUGUACUGUCACUGGGUGAGAAUGUCCGCCACUUGACAUUGCCCGGUAUUCGUCUGGGCGGCCGGGAGUCAAGUUCAAGUAGCACAUCCAGCAGAUGGGAAUUUUCCCUCUUUCCAUGCCUCAAGCCACGCUCACUUGAUGUUCACAGCUCAGGAAUUGAGCAAGUGCCAUAUUCCAUCCAGGACCUGACAAUCUUAAGGUACCUUGAUGUUUCUGGGAAUGAUGCCAUAAAAGAACUCCCAGAAUCUAUCAGCGAGCUCUGGCAUUUGCAAGUCCUCAAGCUUUCUGGCUGCACACGGCUGAAGCAGCUACCAAGCAAUAUCAGGAAGCUGGUUAACCUGAAGCAUCUGUACUCUGAAGGAUGUUGGAGCUUGACCCAUAUGCCUCGCGGGAUUGGGGAGUUAACUUCACUGCUCACCUUGACGUGUUUCGUGUUGCCAAAGCAGAGCUCCCCCUCAAAGCACAUGGCUGCCGGGCUGAGUGAGCUGGGUAGCCUCAAACACCUGAGGGGUCGACUAGAAAUCAGAAACCUCGGAGCUCAUAAUAGUGGUGGGACGGAGCUUGAGUGCCGUACAAGUUUCCUGAUAGAGAAGCAGGGGCUCCAGUCAUUGAGUUUAUGCUGGGACAUGGAUGAUGGAGCAAAUGCAGAUGUCAAGCAGCAACAUCAACAUACGUUAGAGUGUUGCCAGCCGCCCCCAGGACUCAAAGAGCUAGAGAUCUCAGAGUAUGGAGGAGAGAAAUUCCCCAGUUGGCUUUCUUCUCUCAAGGAUCUCAUCCGAAUAAAGAUACUCGACUGCCCAAGAUGUCGUUCUCUCCCACCCUUGGAGGAAUUCCCACUUCUCCAAUCAUGUACUAUUGAUAGCUUACCAAAGUUGGAGUACAUUGACAGCUGGUCCAAAAGGAAGCAUGAUUCCCCUUUGUUCCCAUCCUUGAAAGAACUCUAUCUAUCCAACUGUCCCGGGCUGAAGGGGUGGUGGGAGGAAGAUGUCGAUGUUACAUUUCCCACGUUCCAUUGCCUUUCUAGGUUGGAGAUUCGUGAUUGUCCGAAGCUUGAUCAGAUGCCACUGUUCCCCACCCUGGAAGAUAAGCUUCUGCUGGAGUAUUCCAGCUUAGCUCCUCUGCAGCAGACGAUCCAGCAUCAGGAAGAGACUUCAUCUUCAUUUUCGCCUCUCUCCAGAUUGAAGUCUAUGUGGAUUUUGUCAAUCGAAGAGCUUCAAGUCCUUCCAGAACAAUGGCUGCAGAAGUUGCCAUCUCUGCAAGAGCUGCUAAUCGAGUUUUGUCCAAAACUAUCGUUCCUGCCUCCAGGGAUGCGUCGGCUGACCUCUCUGCGAGUGUUGGAUGUCCACAGAUGUCCCCAGCUCACUCAAAGAUGUGGAAGCAACAAAGCAGUGGACUGGCCAAACAUAGCUCACAUCACAAACAUCAGGAUCGACAAGAAACUGAUUCAGCUGGGUGGAAGGUAUCAGUUGUCCGAAAAGGACUCAAUUGCAGCAAUAGCCAACUUCUCCUUUGUCCAUCCUCUCUCCAAAAUCACUAGUGUCACGGUAGAGAGCCUUGAGUCUCUACCAGCGGAAUGGGUACAGAAUCUCAGCACCCUGAAAGAGCUCAAGAUUGUCAACAGUCCAAGUAUUGACUCCUGGCCGCAAGAGCUGCGUAGUGUCACACAUUUGGAGAGGUUGCAGAUCAGUGGAUGCGCCAUGCUGGAGGAAAUGUGCAUCGAGGACAAGGAUUGCUCCGCCAUUGCCCAUGUUCCUUUUGUGCAAGCUGGUGACAGAGUCGUUCGACCACUACCUCGCUAG
Molecule: messenger RNA, 3309 nt
Organism: Linum tenue
Lineage: Eukaryota; Viridiplantae; Streptophyta; Magnoliopsida; Malpighiales; Linaceae
Source: the annotation of a GenBank genome assembly